Messenger RNA from Marchantia polymorpha subsp. ruderalis, 2088 nucleotides. NCBI's taxonomy places the organism in Eukaryota, Viridiplantae, Streptophyta, Marchantiopsida, Marchantiales, Marchantiaceae. The record is from the annotation of a GenBank genome assembly.
AUUGGAUUUCUUGGAGAUUCGGCACUUUUAUUUCUGACCUCUUCGGGUCUGGGACGAUGAGAUGUACGAAUGGUUUUCUCGUCGUGACAGCCCGUUGUUUUGUUGGCUUCUUGAGAUUGGGAACGAACGACUACACAAUGGCUAUUAUAUUUUUCGUUGAUUUUUGGUUUUGAUGCGCGAUGGACGUGAUGAAGUGAAGCUACGCAACACUUCCACUAUUUUCGGGGAAAAUGGCUGCCUCAUCUAUGAUUUCUUCUACCCUUGCUUCUUCCAUUUCAACAACGUUGCAGUCCGGAGCUAAGGCAGAAGGACGCAAUGCUAACUCACAGUCUAUGGUUGCUUUCAGCAACCAGGGCAGGAGCGUCAACAUGCAAACCAAGGGAUCCUUUUUCUCUUCAACUGAGCUCCUGAGCAGCGGUACUCCCUCAAGGAAGCAGCAAUUGAGUGGCCCAAUCCGUGCCACCGCGACACAGACCCCCACCAUUUCUAAGAAAUCCGGAUCCAAGGAAAAGGCCAAAAUUGGAAUCAACGGUUUCGGAAGGAUUGGAAGACUUGUUUUGCGAAUUGCUCUGUCUAGGGAUGAUGUCGAAGUUGUCGCAGUCAACGACCCCUUCCUCACAGCUGACUACGUUAGAUAUUUGUUCAAAUACGACUCCACGCACGGCGUUUACCCCGGCGAAGUCGAGGUUAUUGACGAGAACACUCUGUCCGUUGAUGGUCACAAGAUCAAGUUUUUCGGAUCCAAGACUCCAGCUGACAUUCCAUGGGGCGACUCGGGUGUUGACUACGUUGUCGAGUCAACUGGUGUAUUCACCAACAUCGCCAAAGCCUCUGCCCAUUUGCAGGGUGGCGCGAAGAAGGUUAUCAUCUCCGCUCCAUCAGAAGAUGCACCCAUGUACGUGAUGGGUGUUAACGAGGAGAAGUACUCAGCAGACCAGAACAUCGUAUCCAAUGCCAGCUGCACCACCAACUGCCUUGCUCCUCUUGCGAAGAUUGUACACCAAGAGUUCGGCAUCGUGCAGGGUCUCAUGACUACCGUCCACGCCACCACCGCUACCCAGAAAACCGUGGAUGGUCCGUCUGGAAAGGAUUGGCGCGGAGGAAGAGGUGCUGGUCAGAACAUUAUCCCCAGCUCAACUGGUGCUGCCAAGGCUGUGGGCAAAGUGCUGCCCGAGCUUAACGGCAAGUUGACAGGAAUGGCUUUCCGAGUACCCACCCCUAACGUGUCCGUAGUUGACUUGACCUGCCGAUUGGAGAAGAAGGCUAGCUACGACGAUAUCAAGAAAGUCAUUAAGGCUGCAUCGGAAUCCUCUAUGAAGGGUAUUCUUGGUUACACUGAGGAUGCUGUCGUCUCAAGCGACUUCAUCGGCGAUGCCAGGUCAAGCAUCUUCGAUGCCCAUGCCGGUAUUGGUCUUGGCGAUGGAUUCAUGAAGUUGGUUUCCUGGUACGACAACGAGUGGGGAUACAGUAACAGAGUGGUCGACCUUAUCGAGCACAUCGCAGCAGUUGUGGCGGCUAAGAAGAACUAAGUCGAAAGCCAACGGAAUUUACUUCUUGCACUGGUUCAGUAUUCAAUGAACGAUUACAACCACCAACUAUCAGGCUUUACGUGUAUCCUACAUACGCCAGUACACAGUUGCGGUAAAAUACUGUCCUCUGUGCCUUCGAAAAGCGGCCUGUCUGGUAGGCCGAGGUUAGCCAGAUUAUGCGACUGCAUUGCCAACCUCUCUACUCCUUUCAUAUGAGGCACUUGUAGUUACUAAUAUCAUCCCUAGACCGAGCUUCUACACAGCUUUGGUAAAACAGAAUCGAGAUACUGUUUUUCUCACAAGGCUCCGGCGAACCAAAAUAUGGCCCUUUACGGGUGAGACAGUGAGAGGUGAAGGUAGGAUUGGAGAAUACCCCCUGAGAAGCAUUUGCAAUAGCAAAAUGUGGAUUUUUGGACUUGAUGUGAGCUAGUCACAUGAGUUGCUGUGGAAUAAUUAUGCUCUAAUAAAGCAACGUUAAACAUUGGUCAUCAUGGUCGAUGAUAAUGAUUUAUGUGAGUAAGAGUGUUUGUGCUUUAUCAACAUCGAUAUAUUUCAAUUG